GGGAGAAGAGAUUAGUGUUUUGUUCCUUCUUUAUUUCUUCAGAGUGAAACAGGGGGCAGGUGAGGAAGGUUUUUGAACUUUGGUUAUUUCAUACUUCAUCGACAGAGAGAGAAAAAAUCGGUUUUUUUUUCCUUUCUUUUUCAGACUAAAAGAGGGGGCAGGUGAGGCAGUUGUCAGAGACGAUGAUGAUGGUGAAUGAUGAUGCUAUCAAUGACGAUUAAUUCAAAUUAAUGAGUCGUCGCAAGAGGUAAAGAGGACGCAGAUUUUGAGGGAGGUUCUUAGAGGGUCUGAAGAGCUUUCCUUUCCUUUGCACGAUUGAGACGGAGGAGGAGGAAUUUAGGGAAGCAAACUACCGGAAAACAGAAGGGGUUUUCUUCGGGAAGAAAGGGAAACAUAAAUAGAUAGGAAGAAGGGAGACCCGAGAAUGGAGGAUAUGAACAUUGAUUUUGUGGUAGACAUACCUGACACUCCUGAUAGAAUAAUUUCAUGCCAAACCAACACUGGGGAGCAAACUAGAAGAGAUAGUAAUUCAACAGUACUUGGUCUUUCAAGAAAUUCUGGUCAUAUAGAUGAAGAAUGUUUUAAUCAGCGAAAGGACAGUGGCAUAGUAUUUGAAAACGGGCAAGAUAAAAUACUUCAUUUUCAUCAUCGGAAAGUUCCCAGGUCUGAAACCGAGGGUCGUAACAAGGAUGGUGCACUUUUAUUUAGGAAAGCAGCUGUGGAGAAGAACUCUGGGCAUGAAAAAAUGCAUUUCAAUGAAAUACAGCACGUGGAUAAGGAGAAAGCUACUUGUCCUCAGUUCCCUUCUAAGUUAUCUGCUUUCCAAAAAGGUAAGAAUGUUGCAGAUUCAAACCAACACAAAAUGCAAGACCAUGUACUUGGAAUGUCCUUCCCGCAGAAUUCAUCUAAAAAUUUUCCAAUUGAAGGGAUCAGAGAAGCUCAAAAUGGAAAAAAUGGUGGUUCUUCAUUACUUGGUGGUCGAAGUUCUCGCAAGACUGUUGGCAUUGCAUGUAAGGGGAAGGAGAAGAUGGGUGGUAUUACAAAUGAUAUUUCAAAUUCAGCUGCGGAUAAAAAAGAUGUUGAUAUGUCCAGUGAAUCUCAACCUCAAUUUGAGAAACGCCCAUUACUGUCUCAUCAGCCUAUUAACCCCACUAGAGCCAAUGGGCAGAGAAGAUUGGUACGAAAUGGUUGUAUUUCUCCCCAUGUCAUCGCAGCUAGGGCUAAACAAGUAGUGGAACAUCAUUUGGACGGUAGUAGAGAUAAUGAUAUUGGACAGAGUCAUAGUAGGAAGGUGGUUUCCAGUGAUACCUCGCCGAUAGAUAUCAGAGAUAUUGUCGCCGAUGACAAUGUUAGUAAAAAAUUGAAGGGAAAGGGGGUAUUAUUCCACUCUCAUACACUGAGAGAACCUGUUCGAGAAACUAAUCACUUAUCUUGCAGUCCAAAUCUUAAUAAAGAGGAAGCUAAUGGAACCAGUGAUGCAAGUGGAGAUAUACUUGGAUGCUUUGAAGGAUUAGGUGGAUGGAGAAGCACUCGCUAUCGUACAAAGAAAACAGAUCAAUCACUAUAUAGCACAUCUCAGCAUCCUUCUGGAAUAAACAAUGUUGAGCGCAUUGGUGACCCACAGAUAAUCAGAGAGAAUGCGAGGGAUAAAAGAAAUACAGCUAACAUAGUCACCAAAAGGCAGCAGAGGAAUGGAUUGAACUCAGAGAAUCAUGGUGCAUGCGCUGGAAAUGUUUCUGGUGAACAAGAAGUUGUUUUUCUUGGUUCUUCUGGGGAAUCUUCUAAUUCAAGAUCAUCCAAAAUCUGGAAUCAUCAUCAUCAAAUUAUGCCUGGUUUAGUUUUUGAAGUUGAUGAUUCAUCACCUGAUGUGGUAUGCAAUCGUUCUCGAGGUACUAUAUGCAGUAACAGUGAUGAAUCUGAUGCAAGGGCAAGACAAGUCGAAGCAGAUGAGAUAUUGGCACGUGCACUCCAAGAACAGUUAUAUCAAGAAGCAACAAUAUCUGGUGGAGACAACGAGGUUGAUGAAAGUGUUGCGUGGGCACUGCAGCAGGAGGAGAAUCUAGUUGUUCCUGGUUCUAGUCAUAAUCGCCAUAGAAGAGAGCAUAGAAGCUCUUCAAUACCUCGUUUGCGCAGACAACUCCAGACACAGUCUUUGCCGGGUUCUUCAAAUCGGAGAGUAUCCCAGGCUCAAGCUUCCACUCCUGUUAGAAUGAGGCAAUUUAGGAGUCGCUUUUCUGGCCGGGCGCCUGCAGCAUCAUCUAGACCAAGGAACUUCAGGUUCCCUGCACAUAUGAAUUUAGAGAUGAGACUUGAUAUAUUGGAGGAAAUGGAGGCUGCACUUGAGGACCUUGGUGAUCCUUUGAGCAUGACCAGUCACUUUCUCCAAAUCCAACGUGAUUUCAAUGCAAAUGAUUAUGAAAUGCUAUUGGCUCUUGAUGAGAACAAUAACCAACAUGUUGGGGCAUCCGUCAAUCAAAUUAAUAGUUUACCUGUGUCUAAAGUGCAGACUGAUGCUUUCGGAGAAGAUUGUGCAAUUUGUCUAGAGACCCCAACUACUGGUGAUUCCAUUCGUCAUCUCCCUUGCUUACACAAAUUUCACAAAGAUUGCAUUGACCAGUGGCUCAGACAGAAAUCAUCAUGUCCAGUUUGCAAAUCAUCAAUAACUUCAAACUAGCAUUCCCAUUGCUUUAGAGAGGCAGAUUGAGAUGUUAAGUUUGACAAGCAAUCUGGGUUAAAGGCCUUAAUGUUCCCUGAACAAAUAUGGAGUGAUUGAUAACCAUGUGGAGGAUGAAAAUGUUGAUUAGCGGACAUGGAACACGAGCAGACAUGGGCUCUAGGCUCUUGCUGGUGUGGGUCAAGGGAUCAAUAUCCCAAUCAUUUUGAUAUGUGCUAAUGCGUUGCUAUCUAAUGCUCAAAACAGAUUCAAGCUUGCAUUUUUUUUUCUCACUGAGAUCUUUUAGCAAGGAUCUUUUGCAGGGUAGCUGUAAUGUAGUUUGUUUUUUGCUUAUUACCCAACCCAACUUCAGUUUUACAGUGAAAUAUGAAUGGCAAAAUGGUUCUUGAUUACUGAUAGUUGCAACUA
This is a messenger RNA of Carica papaya (papaya), 3082 nucleotides long. Its product is annotated as RING/U-box superfamily protein. Gene Ontology annotation, biological process: ubiquitin-dependent protein catabolic process. The record is from RefSeq and is a predicted model, not a curated record. Gene Ontology annotation, molecular function: ubiquitin protein ligase activity; zinc ion binding. Gene Ontology annotation, cellular component: nucleus. Lineage: Eukaryota; Viridiplantae; Streptophyta; Magnoliopsida; Brassicales; Caricaceae.